This is a messenger RNA of Callorhinchus milii (elephant shark), 2524 nucleotides long. RefSeq names its product premelanosome protein a (gene pmela). Lineage: Eukaryota; Metazoa; Chordata; Chondrichthyes; Chimaeriformes; Callorhinchidae. The transcript is spliced from 14 exons. Bases 127 to 2373 code for a protein of 748 amino acids. Gene Ontology annotation, biological process: melanosome organization. Gene Ontology annotation, cellular component: melanosome. The record is from RefSeq and is a predicted model, not a curated record.
GGAUUCCUGCCAUCUGCGCUCGAGGUGCUGCUGCUUCAGGUCUGUUCUCUUCGUCUUUGAGUUGGAUGAGAGCGCGAGACAGAGCGACAGAGAGAGAGACAGAGAGGGAGAGAAGAAAGAAGAAAAAUGUGGAGCAGUUUACAACUAAUCUCGGUGCUGAUUGCCUGGGCUGGGGCUGGGGCUGUGUUGGCCGGAUCUCCUAAUGAUGGCCACAGGAGCAGGAAAGGGAAUGUGUCUCCAGGCCGAUUCCCUGGAUCCAGGUCCUGGGAUUCACACCUGUAUCCUGACUGGAGCAGCGGAGACUGGAAUCGCAGUGACUGCUGGAAAGGUGGGUCAGUUUCCUUUCAACUCAGCAACGAUGCCCCCACCCUGACAGGCGCUAAAUCCAGCUUCUACAUCGACCUGAAAUUCCCCGUCAACCAGAGUGUCCAGGCUGACGGAGAGGUGGUCUGGGCGGAAAACUGUACGGUAAACGGCACGCAUGUGAGGCACGGAGACCCGGUGUAUCCCAGCGACCGGCUGCAGGAGGCGGACGGUGUGUUUCCAGACGGAAAACCCUUCCCGGGGAACUCAGCGAGGAGACGCUCCAAGUUCGUCUUUGUCUGGCAAACCCUGGGAAAGUACUGGCAGACGGUGGAUGGUCCCAGCUCGGUGUUGGUUGUGGACACAGCGGAAGCCCAGUUAGGCUCCUACACCAUGGAGGUGGUGGUGUAUCAUUACCGCGGUCACAGGAAAUUCGUUCCCCUGGGCAAGGCCACCUCGCAGUUCACCAUCACGGACCGGAUCCCGUUCUCCGUGGCUCUCUCCCAGAUCAGUGACCUGAACCAGGACGACGCCAGCUUCAUCCAGGACCGCGCUAUACUCUUCAAUGUCCGUCUGCACGACCCCAGCCGCUACCUGACCGAGGCCGACCUCAGCUUCUCCUGGGAUUUUGGUGACGGUAGCGGCAGCCUGAUCUCCCGGGCCAACGCCGUCACUCAUACCUACCUCUCUGCCGGGACCUUCAGACCCCAGGUGGUCCUGCAGGCCACCCUCCCCUCCCCCUGCACCACCACCAACCCCCCCCGCUCACCCACAACCUCAGACCCUCAGCCUGCAGCCCCCUCCACCACUGUCCGCCUGAACCCCACAACGCCCUCUCCCCUCUCUGGACAGCCCACUGCAGCCCAGGGCACCACAGACAGUGUGGAUCCCUCUGAGCAGCCAACAGCGGAGCAGCCAACCCCAGCCACAACCCCAGCCACAACCCCAGCCACAACCCCAGCCACAACCCCAGCCACAACCCCAGCCACAACCCCAGCCACGGCCGGCCUGACCUCCGUCUCCAUCCCCGACCCUGUCCCGAGCUCUGUGCCCAGCCAAGCCUCCGCCUCCACCAUCGCUUCGGGGGCUUCAGCCUCUCCUGUAGUGACUCUCACGUCCCGGGACCCUCCGGUCGCCGUGACAACCUCAGCUCCUGCUCCAGCCCUCGCCCUGGCCGUGUCUGAGAUGGUCCCCGACGUCUCUGUCUCUGUGAACCCCCCCGGCUUGGCCGUGUCUGUGACCCCGGCUCCCCCCGAGGCUGUCUCUCUCCUCGUGGAGUCAGACCUGGGGACGGAAGCCACCAACGGAGCCACAGCCGACAACCUGAUACAAGCCACCAACACACCGCCUCCUGCGUCCGAGCAACCAGUGGGUAAGUCGCCCGCGAUCAGCAGGUGCUCAGAAGCAGCUCUGGUGCUGGUGAAGCGACAGGUCGCUGUGGACUCCGAAAACUGUUUUGUCUAUCGUUAUGGCACCUUUUUGGCCGCCAUCAACAUCAUCCAGGGAAUCGAGAGGGUGGAGAUUGUGCAGGUGGAGAGCGUGGUGGGGAGCUCAGUGUCUGGGGAGCAGCCCAAUGCCGUGGACCUCACAGUGACCUGCCAGGGCAGCUUCCCCAGUGAGGUGUGUACGGUGGUGUCGGACACGGACUGUGAGACCCCGGGGCAGAGCGAGUGCCGUGAGGUGCCCCCCGCAGCCCAGUGCCAACUCGUUCUCCGUCAAGUCUUCAACUCCUCUGGCUCCUACUGUGUUAAUGUCUCUCUCACCAACCAGGUCAGCCUUGCCCUGGCCAGCACCCGCGUCACCGUCAGCCCAGUUGCAGGCGCGGCCCCUCACACUGCGGAGGCUCUGGUGUUGGUGGGGAUGCUGCUGAUCGUGGGGGUGAUGGGCGCCGUAGCCGUGAUCUACAGACGGUACAAAGACUACUCUCCACUGCAUGAGAACCCCUCAAAGGCCCCCGGGGCACAGGGCCCCGACAAGCCCACGGUCAAUCUCUUCAUGAGGAGCCUGUUCAGCCGUCAGCGGCCCAGGGCCACCGAGAGCAGCCCCCUGCUGCACGGCUGUGUGGUCUGAGACCUCCCCCUGCCCACCUCAAGGCCCCUACAAGAUUUCUUCGGAGGAAGAAAACCCUUUAGCUCGGUUUGGAAACACCACCAUCGGCAGACGUACCUGUAAUCUGCAGCACUCUCUCUCCGAUCCACAACAAUAAAGGAAUGAAACUUGA